UCAGGCUCAUUUCCGAUGCCCGAUUCACCCCGCAGUGGAUAUUUUAGGUCUAGCACACUUGAGCACAAGCAGAAGGAAGGUUGGUCCUUCCAAAUGGGCAAAAAAUCAGUCGCAGGUGCUCAAUUAUCCAAGUCAAAGGAAGAAGCAAGCUCUUCAUCCCAGGCAUCUGAUUCCCAAAGGUGGAACCAUUUAGUUAUGAAUCGUCUCAAGGAUAUUAAGCAAAGAAUAAAGCAGGCCCUCAAGGAAAGGAGAAAGAGUAUUAAACAUACAAGUGUCAAUGAGCUCACCCUCCAGGUUUCUUCAAGAGAUCCAUUGUUCACAAAUGAGAGCGAGGCAGUGGAAAGCUCGGAAAAGAUGGCCAGUAGUUGUCCUCCGAACAAUGCCGAUGAUCAUGAUAUCGACAAUGGUAGACUCAGAAUGAUGAUAAGAACAAAGUCUAUAAAUGAGUCACUAGAUAGAUACACUCGUUUGUUUCAGCAUAGUGCAAGCAAAGAAGCCAAUUUGAAUCAUUCAAGGAGCUUAAAGUUGAGCAAUGAAGAUAGAGUUUCAUCAAGAGGGAAUAAUGCUCCCAAGUUUUUUAGGAGGAUUUCAUCCCUGUCUGAUCUUGAAUCAUUUUGCUCCCUUCUAUAUGAAGUGUCUUAUGACGCUCUUUCUUCGGAGAUCCCAAUCAGGAGUAUCCAAGAUAAUGAUGCAGACAAGGAAACCGACCCUCAUAUAGAACCAAAACCAACUAGUUUCCGUGAAGAUAUCGAUAAACUUGAACUAGUAGAAGCUGUUAUAGAGUCUGAAUUGCAGGAAAACAGACGAGAAGGAUCGAAUAGCUGUGAUUCAACCGGCGGUGAACGAAUUGCUAAACCAUGUGAGUUUAAUGAAGAUGCAAUUGAGCUGACGCAAACAACUUCAGAUUUAUGUGACAUAACCACACAGUGAAGCUUCCAUUGUCAGAAG
Messenger RNA from Hibiscus syriacus, 948 nucleotides. Its product is annotated as protein TRM32-like. The record is from RefSeq and is a predicted model, not a curated record. NCBI's taxonomy places the organism in Eukaryota, Viridiplantae, Streptophyta, Magnoliopsida, Malvales, Malvaceae. Bases 16 to 930 code for a protein of 304 amino acids. The transcript has 2 exons.